Molecule: messenger RNA, 981 nt
Organism: Emiliania huxleyi CCMP1516
Lineage: Eukaryota; Haptophyta; Isochrysidales; Noelaerhabdaceae
Exons: 3
Coding region: 1-834 (277 amino acids)
Source: RefSeq, a predicted model, not a curated record
AUGAUCGACUACCUCAACUUCGUCAAGCCGUGGGACGAGCAGUACCGCCACGACCCGCUCACAAACAUCAAGCAGAUGAAGUGCUGGCGCGACUGCUACAUCAAGUCGGGCGCGGUGGCGCCCGAGGUGUGGCCCGGCAAGGUGAAGCACGACGGCCACACCAUCAGCGUGAGCGACAUCUGGUUCGUCGCCCACCACCUCGGCAAGAUGUGCACCAAGGUGGGCACGCUCGAGUCGAUGGUCGAGGGCGGCUGCGUCCUCUCGGACGGCUCCUUCCUCCCGGCCGACAUCGUGGUUGGCUGCAUCGGCUUCACGCGCAACACGACCUUCUGCGAGCAGCUCACCGGCCGGACCGUUGUGAUGCACUCAAACUACCUCGACAAGAACAUGAUGUACCUCGCCGACGCCGAGAUCGACGAGACGGCCUUCAACUCCUUCUUCGGCUCCUCCGUGCUCGAGUACGCAAAGUUCUACACCAACACCUACGUCCAGGCCUUCGAGCGGCCCGACGCGCUCGGCUCCAUCCUGUGGGGGGCCGCCGUGAAGCGCACGCCCGUCUCGCUGCGCAAGUGGACGCAGUACAUCGCCGUCGCUCAGGAGCUCAUCGAGAAGGACACCACGAUGCGCGGCCUCGCGGCCGACCAGGUCCGCGAGCGGACGAAGCACUUCUACCGCACCAUGUCGCCCGAGGCCUUCCUCGAGGUCAACCGCCUCGAGUGGGAGGAGCUGCACGAGCGGCUCAACGGCAGCCCGGUCAGCAAGGACAAGCAGCUGCCCUACCUCUUCGGCGCGGCGCCCUCGUGGUGCGCGCCGGCGAACGAGGUGCUCCCGUGAGUGGCUCAGAGGCCCUCGGAGUGGUCCCACGCCAGAGCGCCAGCCGGUCGGAGCGACUUUGGCGCUCAGCGCUCUUGUACCAUGAGUACGGUACGCGGACUCUCGUUAGUACGUACCCUCCAAGUGUUCGAAUGAGAUUGGAGAUUG